Messenger RNA from Nicotiana tabacum (common tobacco), 1765 nucleotides. RefSeq lists its product as uncharacterized. Lineage: Eukaryota; Viridiplantae; Streptophyta; Magnoliopsida; Solanales; Solanaceae. Gene Ontology annotation, molecular function: UDP-glycosyltransferase activity. The record is from RefSeq and is a predicted model, not a curated record.
CUCUUAAAUCACACAAAUCUUUUCCAAUGGCUGAAAAAUGGACCUCAAACAGCUCUAUAGCUGUAGUCAUGGUACCACUUCCAGCACAAGGCCAUCUCAAUCAACUCCUUCAUCUCUCUCGACUCGUUUCCUCGUACAAUAUCCCUGUCCAUUAUGUUGGAACCACUACUCACAUUCAACAGGCGAAAAUUCGGGCUCAUGGCUUUGAUCCUGUCACCAUAACAAAUAUUCAUUUCCAUGAAUAUCAAACACCUUCUUUUGAAACUCCCCUUCCAAAUCCUAAUGCUUCUAACAAAUUUCCAAACCACCUAAUGCCUUCUUUUUACGCCACGUUCCAUCAACGCGAGCCAAUUUGUGCUCUAGUACGCGAACUUUUGAGCGUGAAUACUAAGAAAGUGGUUGUUAUUUAUGAUAAUUUGAUGAAUUGUGUGGUUCAAGAUUUGCAUGAAAUGCCAAAUACUGAGUGCUAUUCUUUCAAUAGUACUUCAGCUUUUAUGUCAUAUUCAUUUUUGUGGGAAUUCAAAGGAAAACCUGUCUUACCUGGAACUGAACAUUAUGACGAUAUACCAUCAAUUUUAGACUGUUUUCCUACAGAGUUUUGGGAUUUUUUGAAGAUACAAGAACAAUUUGAUGGGAAGAUUCAUUGUGGUAAACUUUACAAUUCGUCGCGAGUAAUAGAAAGUUUGUACCUCGAUUUAAUGGCCAAAGAGUAUGAUGGAUUGAAGCAAUGGGCUAUAGGUCCAUUCAAUCCUUUAGAGCCAAAAGAGAAGAGCAAAGACUCAAAUAAACGCCACGAAUCCCUCGAUUGGCUUGGCAAACAAGAACCAAACUCAGUUAUUUUCGUGUCAUUUGGUACGACUACUUCGUUGUGUGAUGAAGAAGUCAAAGAACUCGCGAUUGGUCUAGAGAAAAGCGAGCAAAAGUUCAUUUGGGUACUCAGAGAUGCUGACAAAGGAGAUGUUUUUACAAGUGAAGUUAGAAAAGUUCAAUUGCCUGAAGGAUAUGAAGAAAGAAUAAAAGAAAGAGGGAUUAUAGUAAGAGAUUGGGCACCACAAUUGGAAAUUUUAGCACAUAGUUCAACAGGCGGUUUUAUAAGUCAUUGCGGAUGGAAUUCGUGCAUGGAGAGUAUGUCAAUGGGAGUUCCUAUAGCAGCCUGGCCAAUGCAUUCAGAUCAGCCAAGGAAUUCUCAACUUGUAACAAAGUAUUUGAAAAUUGGACUAACUGUUAGGCCAUGGACGCGUCGAGAUGAACUUGUUACAUCAAAAAUAAUUGAAAAUGUUGUGAAAACUUUGAUGGAUUCAACAGAAGGAGAUGAGAUGAGGAAAAGAGCAGCAGAUUUGAGUAAUACUAUCAAAAAAUCAGUCAAGGAUGAUGGCAUAAACCGCGCUGAGAUGGAUUCAUUCAUCGCUCAUAUUACUCGUUGAAAUUAGAUUUAUCGGUACAAUAUCUGUAUGAAAUUAUAAGAAUUACUAUACUCUUAAGAAUGGUGUAAUAUAUGAAUUUAUAUCAAUAGUCUAUUAAGUAUGUCACGUGAACAGGAGGUCAACGGUUUGAGCCACGAAAACAGCCUCUUGCAGAAAUGCAGGGUAAGACUGCAUGUGGUCUUGCCCUUCCCAGACCCCGCGCAUAGCGGGGACUUGGUGCACCGGCCUGCCCUAGUCUAUUAAGUAUGCAGUAUCAUGGUUAUUUUCGAGUUCCAAGCUAAGGGAACUGCUCCCUUUCUAUCUGUUUUUAGCCUCUUUAACUGAAGUAUAUGUUCUACUUA